AUGACACAAACAAAAGAGAUCGGAAAAAACUGCGUCGUCACCGAUAGAGGCGGCAUCGUGGAGAACAUUCAUCAUGUUCAUGUCGCAGUUACCGACUCCCAGGGCAACGUCCUCUUUGCCAUUGGCAACCCCUCGAGAGUCACCCUCGCUCGAUCCGCAGCCAAACCAGCCCAGGCUAUCGCCGUCAUUGAGACCGGCGCCUUUGACAACGCGGGUUUCAGUGAGGCCGACCUCGCUCUCAUGUGUGCUUCUCAUAGCUGUGAAGACAGACACAUCGACCGAGCCAGGAAAAUGUUGGCCAAGGCUGGUGUACACGAAGAACAAUACCGCUGCGGUGGCCAUGCCUCCCUAUCCGACCCCGUCAACAAACGUUGGAUUAGGGCGGGAAUCGAGCCGUCAGGAGGCAUAUACAACAACUGCUCCGGCAAGCAUGCUGCUAUGAUGGCUGGUGCUCUUGCUCUAGGCUCCAGUGUCGAGGACUACCACCUUCCAGAUCACCCGAUGCAGACUUUGGUGAAGCAAGUAAUAGAGGAUCUUUGCCCUGAUCCUACCCAUAUCCAAUGGGGAAUUGAUGGCUGCAAUCUACCUGCUCCUGCAUUUCCUCUCUCCUAUUUGGGGCGCAUCUACGCCCUCUUCGCAGCGGCGGCGGAUCAGGAUGAACAGAAGGAGGAGUCUGGUUCACGAACCAAGAACCUCUCACGCGUGUUUCAUGCCAUGGCAAACCAUCCAGAAUGUGUAGGAGGAGACGGGAGGUUCUGUACAGAGCUCAUGGAGGUAUACCAGGGACAGUUGAUCGGCAAGCUAGGUGCCGAUGGUUGUUACGGAGUCGGCAUCCGCGAGUCUGAGCAGACCAGACGCCUAGGCGCACGCGACGCACUGGGCAUCGCAGUCAAGGUUGAUGACGGAAGUAUCGAGAUUCUCUACGCAGUGGUCAUGGAGGUGUUGGAGCAGCUCGAUAUUGGUACGCCAGAAAUAAGACAAUCCCUGGGAAAAUGGCAUCACCUGGAGAGGAAGAACACAAUGGGCAUUAAGACGGGAUCUGUGUAUCUAGAUAUUAAGCUAGAGGCGGUUUCAUAG
Fusarium keratoplasticum is the source of this 1077-nucleotide messenger RNA. RefSeq lists its product as uncharacterized. The transcript has a single exon. The coding region runs from base 1 to 1077 and encodes 358 amino acids. NCBI's taxonomy places the organism in Eukaryota, Fungi, Ascomycota, Sordariomycetes, Hypocreales, Nectriaceae. The record is from RefSeq and is a predicted model, not a curated record.